This is a messenger RNA of Uranotaenia lowii, 2485 nucleotides long. RefSeq lists its product as uncharacterized. The record is from RefSeq and is a predicted model, not a curated record. Gene Ontology annotation, biological process: SCF-dependent proteasomal ubiquitin-dependent protein catabolic process. The transcript has a single exon. Gene Ontology annotation, molecular function: protein binding. Lineage: Eukaryota; Metazoa; Arthropoda; Insecta; Diptera; Culicidae. Bases 973 to 2469 code for a protein of 498 amino acids. Gene Ontology annotation, cellular component: SCF ubiquitin ligase complex.
AUUCAAGCCCCAAGAAGAUGUUGAUAUCACAACUCAAGAUUGCGAUAGUGACGAUGCUGAAACGACCGAAUUUAACAGUGCAAACGAGACCUUGACGCACGCCGCGCUUCCUACGCAUAAAGAAGAUCAACAGAAAGAUGUUGUCAGGCGCACCGUACGGGAGCACAAACCUCCAGGCAAAUAUCUUGAUUUUGACAUGAGUUGUAGUGUAUGUCCUGAUUUUUUUACAACGUCUCAGACGAGCUGACUAUCCGAAAUUGUUCGAUGACUUGUAGAAGUGAAGAAGCAGCUUCUGUCCAUGUUUCGACCUGGGAUAGGUUAAGCAGUAGUAAUAUGUCACAAAAAUCAUGAAAAUGAUUUAAAAUUGCGUUGCGUAAUAUUUGAACGCUGCAUCUUCGGCAUUUCGAUAGGAAAUUCUAAAACAUUAUUCCACUUCAAAAAGUAGCCGCUACGUCAACAUCCGUCGUUAAGCUUCGGAACAUAUUUAGUUGUUAUUUCUGUUGGGUGUGAUUUGGCGUAGUGGUUAAAGCAGGACGAUCAUUUACGUCAAACAUAAGUCAGGCAGUUUUUGAGCCUUUGAAACUCCUAUGUUACUGUUAGUAGAAAAUAAAUCUCCUAUGUUACUGUUAGUAGAAAAUAAAUCGAAAUUAAAUUCUUUCCUAGAGUGGAAGCUUGUAGGACUAGAUCAUUAAUGUUACCUGUUGGAAGUUAAUCCGAUAAUAGGCGAACGCCGCAAAUCAACAUUCAUUCAAUACAUUCAGGUAUUGAAAAUUUCGGCUCCUGUUCAUCACAAAAUUCUACAACCAGGUAACACAGCAAGCGUAGGUCAGUGGAAAUACAGUCCUUUAUUGCAACCUGGCGAGGGAUAUUUAUCGGAUCACAGCAACCUUUUCCAAAUCAGUUGCAUAGCUAGUGAGUGGAAAGCCAGUACAGUGAAACAUUCAAGUGUGAUAAUCUAUCAGCAAAAUAAUCAUGGAACAGGACUCGUCCAUCGAAGAAUUUCAGCCGCUGCAGCAGCACAUCAACCAUUUCCCGAACGAGGUCCUAGAUCACAUCUUUGCCUUCUUGGCCUUGCCGGAUCGCAAAUCGGUAUCGUUGGUUUGCCAUCGUUGGAAUAAGGUGGCGUUUGCGCCACACUACAUGCGAAAGAUAGAGCUACGAUUGAUCAGCUGUGACCCGGCCUUCGACGGCGGCCGCUUCGAGGCGCUCAAACAAACGGAAAGGAUUUAUCGGAACAUCUUGGCUUUCCACGUUCACAGUCUGAUAUCGCCCGAUCUGAUGAAGCUGCUUUUUGAAGUUCUGUCGUUUCUUGGCGGCAACUUGGAGAGUUUCUAUUGUCUAAACCAUGUCGGCAAGCGUGAGUUGAGGCAGAUUUUGCAAUUGGCCCCGAAUCUGAAGCAACUAAUCGCGAGGGUUCAGGAGGACGAAACAUACACUGAACCAAUGCCGGUGAUGGAACAUUUGGUGGAUUUUGCAGCGUUGAGUCAAGUGUUGCACAAGAAAGGAUUAGAAAUUGAAUCCAUGUUCCCCAAGCUAUCAAAGAUGAGUACACAUUUCGUCAAGUGCACCGAUUACAGCAGGGCAGUGGAAGCUUUUCAGCAUUUUGGACCGCAGUUGCAGAGCUUGGAGAUCUCUGCAGAUAACAACCUUCUACCAUUGGAUCAGUUGCGAUUUCCUCAGUUGGAGGCAAUUCAUAUGAGCGGUAAAAUGUGCCUCUCUAUCGAUAACUACACGUUGAAAAGCUUUUUCGGUCAGUUUAACAACUUGAGCGAAGCUUUCAUAGACUGCGCCGUUCAGGACAACAUCCUCGAAGUUAUAACCAAAACGUGCAGCAAACUUCGAGUGUUGCACAUUGCCGUGGAUUCUCUGCGAGGCCCCGGAUUCGCUUCCCUAGGACAGCUGCCAAAUUUAAAAACCCUCUCCAUCGGUGGAUUGCUACGUCAGGAUAUGUUGAAGGAGUGCCCCAAACCGAUAACCACGGUUCUCAAUCUGGACAUUCGGAUUUAUAAACAGACGACGUCUACCGAGGAUUUCUUUCUGCUGCAGAAGGUGCUUCCUAACAUCAGAGACAUCCGGGUCCAUUACGUGGAUUGCGCCAACCCCAACAUGACCCUCUCGAAGCUGAUCCGUAGCUUUCCGAAGUUGAAGCGACUGGAGAUCCAAGUCCAGUGCCGAUCGCAGAAGGUCCAGCGAGCCCGUGCCCUCAAAGCGUUGGCCAGUGUAGAGGAGCUGAUCAUCAAUGGGAUCGAUGUGGCCAUCAACGAUAUACCGGAAAGUUCGCAGCUGAAGCGAUUGUAUAUCUUCUAUCUGAACAGCUCCAACGACGACGGGAUCCUGCGGCUGGUGAGGAGGCUGCCCGCGUUACGAUUUCUGGAACUGGGCUGGUGCCGGGGGAUUACCGAGCAUGGCGUUCAUCAGAUCCGACGGGAGUUUCCUCAGUGCGUUGUUCAUCUGAUGGCGAACAGAUGAGAUGUUAAUGGUUUUA